AUGGGCCACACAGGGACGCAGCUCCAGCGGCGGCCCAAAUCCACGGCCCCCAAAUUCCAGAGUGGCCUCAGCGGGGCAGGGAGGGAGUCCCAUGGCUGCCCCGCAGACCACCCCUGCCCUCCAGGUCCCCAUGCUGCUGCCAGCCUCCUGCCCAGGCUCGGACUCCCAGGGGCCUUGAGAAACCGAGAAGCGGCCUCCUCCCGGAUAGAAGGACUUUUUGCAGGAGUCAUUCGGUGGUUGGAUUUGGUUCCAUCCCCAAAGCUCCGCAACAGCCAUGAGACUUCAGAUUUGCCACACUCCAGAAUUAUAGCCCCUGAAGAUCCAAACACAGCACAGAUUCCUCUUGGCUGGGGACUAUGUCUCUUCCAUCCUAUGAGAAGUGUUAAUGCAACCAUUAAAAGUGAAGGUUGUGGGCCGGGCACGGAGGUUCAGGCCUGUCUCCUGACCCCUUUCCCCACCUUCUGGCCCCCAAACCCUGCUCCAUUCCUGCUGCUGGAUUUACUGCUGAGACUCACAGGAGUGGCAGGUGAGGAGGAGCUGCAGGUGAUUCAGCCUGAGAAGUCAGUGUCGGUCACAGCUGGAGAAACGGCCACUCUGAACUGCACUGUGACCUCCCUGCUCCCUGUGGGACUGGUCCAGUGGUUCAGAGGAGCUGGUCCAGGCCGGAAAUUAAUCUACAGUCCAAAAGGAUGCCACUCUCCCUGGGUAACAACUAUUUCAGACCAGAGAAAGAGAAACAGCACAGACUAUUCCAUCCGCAUCAGUAACAUCACCCUCGAAGACACUGGCACCUACUACUGUGUGAAGCUCCUAAGAGCAAUUCCUGCCAACGUGGAGAUUAAGUCUGGACCAGGGACUCCGAUGUCUGUGCGUGGAGAGUACAGUGUGGGCCUCCUUCGUCCCCUAAGUUGUGACAAGAAGUCAAUAAUAGCACUGUCCUCUCUGUCAGCAACAAUCAAGGGUGGCAGCCCGGUGCCAGCUCCUACUGCCCCACUCCUCCUAGGUCUCCUCCUGGGCUCCAAGGUGCUGCUGCUGGUUGGUGUCUCUGCCGCCUACGUCCACUGGAAGCAGAAGGCCUGA
This is a messenger RNA of Mandrillus leucophaeus (drill), 1080 nucleotides long. RefSeq names its product signal-regulatory protein beta-2-like. The transcript is spliced from 7 exons. Gene Ontology annotation, biological process: positive regulation of T cell activation; positive regulation of phagocytosis. The record is from RefSeq and is a predicted model, not a curated record. NCBI's taxonomy places the organism in Eukaryota, Metazoa, Chordata, Mammalia, Primates, Cercopithecidae. Bases 1 to 1080 code for a protein of 359 amino acids. Gene Ontology annotation, cellular component: plasma membrane.